Molecule: messenger RNA, 2005 nt
Organism: Bemisia tabaci
Lineage: Eukaryota; Metazoa; Arthropoda; Insecta; Hemiptera; Aleyrodidae
Product: protein HGH1 homolog
Source: RefSeq, a predicted model, not a curated record
UUUUUCCGAUUGACCGUCCGUAGGUACACACGUGUCUCUUCCAGUUGUUUUUUUACUUGAAAGUUCGCAUAUUUCAAUUUAUUUUUCAUCCCUGUUAGUCAUUCUUGCUGGUUAACUUCAUUACGUAUCUUUUUUCCUAUAAAUCAAAAUGUCUGACAAUUCUUAUAAAGAACUUUUGACGUUCCUUGGCCCUCAAAAUCGUCGCGACAUAAGACUCGGAGCUCUCUCGAUAUUAUUAAAAACAACAGCCGAUAUUGAUGGACGUCAAAACUGGUACAAAAGUUGUCCUGAAGCAAUUGAAACUUUGAUGAUUUGCCUUCAAGAUGCCGACCCUGUUAUUGCCAAGAGUUCAUUUUCUUUCUUGAUUAAUAUUUCCUCUGACAGAGAUGGAGCAGAACUCAUUUUAAAAAAUGAGUUUGAUGACACUCCCUCUGAGGUAAAAUCAUGCCGAACAAAUAGUGUAUUGUCACAAUUGUUUGACAAUGUGUUGGAUCCUGAGUCAGUUGUUGCCGAUCAUGCCAGUUCAAUUUUAGCAAACCUAUCUAGGUAUCCUGUUCCGACAGAUCAAAUUCAUGACUUCAUUCAAGCAAACGAAGAGAAGUACUCUUUACAAAACUUGGUAUCAGCUUUCACAAAAAUCAACUAUAAUACAGCGAAGUGUUCAUUAGAUACCCUAGCCUUUUUCUUUGCAAACCUCAGUCAAUCUGCCAAACUUAGGAAAAUGUUUCUAAAUCGCAAAGAAAAUAUUAUCAGAAGUUUCCUAUCUUUCGUUGGCUAUGAAAAGUCGGAGAUCAGAAAAAGUGGCGUUGUUACCUUAAUAAAAAACUGCUGUUUUGAUCAAGAGCAUCAUGAAUGGCUGUUAAGCCCUGAAGUAGAAAUCUUACCCCAUUUGCUUUUGCCACUUGCUGGACCCGAGCAAUUUGAUGACGAAGACAAUGAAAAGUUACCUGUGGAUUUACAAUACUUGCCUGAAACUAAAAUGAGAGAACCGAAUCCUUCAAUCAGGAAGUGCCUUUUGGAAGCUCUUCUCAAGCUGUGUGCCACUAAAACGUGCAGAACAAUAUUAAGAGAUUGUAAUACAUACAUCAUCUUACGAGAGCUGCAUAAAUGGGAGAAGGAUAGCGAAACACUCCUAGCCUGUGAGAAUGUUGUUGACAUAUUAAUCAGGACGGAAGAAGAAAUAGGCAUCGAAAACUUACUUGAAGUAGAAGUACCCUCAGAUUUGAAAGAGAAAUUCGAGAAAUUAACCGUUGAAAGUCUGAAUGAUCAGUGAGAUACUGUCCAAUGAAGGUAAACUGAGUAAGCAGAACUGACAGUUGCUGGAAUUGAAGUUGUAUUGUAGUAGCACCACCUGUGCAUUGACCACUAAACUUAUGAGUUGGGUAUGUUUUUUGCUACUGUACGGCUUCAUGUCCUCUGUAAAGAUAAGGAAAUCUGAACUGAAUUAAAUUUUCAAGUUUUUGGCUUUUGAAAGUAGUGCUCAAACUACAUUAUUCAUGGAUCAAUUGCGUAGGUCCCGUAAGGGUGCCUUGCUGGUCAGCUUCCCUGCACCACUAAACACCACGGCUCAUGUUAGUGGACCUUCACUCCUUCUUUACCUAAUUGAAGAUUCUGAUCCCAAAAAUUGUAUUAAAUCUGUCAUGCUCCAGACUUUAAACAUACAAUAGUGCUUAAAAAAAAUUGUUAGAAAACAUUAAAAAAGAAUGUUGGUCUCUCAGAAUGCAGGGAAGAUCCAAGGGGUUUUUGAUUUUUCCAAGUUAAAUAGGACAUCAUUUGCAUUGGUUUCUUGUUGUCAGUCAAACUGGUCUUAGCCAAAAUGCAAGACUUUUUCUUCUUUUGAAAUUAACAUGAAAGGGUUUAGGAAGAAUAAGUCUCAAGUUAAAUGUUAUUUGUUAUAUAUAAGAUUGUAUUUUUCCCUGCCAUAUGUUAUAUUUUUUUAGAGAAAAUGAAACUUUUGAAUUAAAAUGAUAACUUUCUUAAAAAUUAUAGAGAUUUAUUUCUGGAA